UAUGUAUCACUUUAAUAAGAAUUAACCAAAAGAAAGGCGAAAUUUAGUUAUAUUAAAUAAAACGCACAAAUUGCUUGAAGAAUCAAAACAUCGUGAAAUUUUCAACAUAUUUAUCAAACUAUUAGAAAAAGGAACAAAUAAUUAUCACCGAAAUAUAAUUGUUUUCCGAAAUGACCUGGGGAUUUGUGACAUGCGGGCCUAAUGAAGCUCUUGUCGUAUCAGGAUGUUGCUAUAUGAAGCCUUUGCUGGUUCCGGGAGGCCGUGCUUUCGUCUGGCCCUCCAUUCAACGUGUACAGCGCAUUUCACUGAACACUAUGACGCUUCAAGUGGAAAGCCCAUGCGUGUACACCAGUCAAGGUGUCCCCAUCUCUGUAACAGGCAUCGCUCAGGUUAAAGUUCAGGGGCAAAACGAGGAUAUGCUGUUGACAGCUUGCGAACAGUUCCUGGGAAAAACAGAAUCGGAAAUAAACCACAUUGCACUCGUGACUCUGGAAGGCCAUCAGCGAGCUAUAAUGGGAUCAAUGACUGUGGAGGAAAUCUAUAAGGAUCGCAAGAAGUUUAGCAAACAAGUUUUUGAAGUGGCAUCCAGCGAUUUGGCCAAUAUGGGCAUAACCGUCGUUUCGUACACCAUUAAAGAUUUACGCGAUGAAGAGGGCGAUUCCAAGGGCUAUCUUAAAUCCUUGGGCAUGGCACGAACGGCGGAAGUUAAGCGCGAUGCUCGUAUUGGCGAGGCAGAAGCACGUGCUGAGGCACACAUAAAGGAGGCCAUUGCCGAGGAGCAACGCAUGGCUGCUCGGUUUUUGAACGAUACGGAUAUUGCAAAGGCUCAGCGCGAUUUCGAACUGAAGAAAGCAGCUUACGAUGUGGAGGUACAAACCAAGAAAGCUGAGGCUGAAAUGGCCUAUGAGCUACAGGCAGCCAAGACGAAGCAACGCAUUAAAGAGGAACAAAUGCAGGUGAAAGUAAUUGAGCGUACUCAGGAGAUUGCAGUGCAGGAACAGGAAAUAAUGCGUCGCGAAAAGGAGCUUGAGGCAACAAUUCGUCGUCCCGCCGAGGCCGAAAAGUAUCGUUUGGAGAAAUUGGCCGAGGCCAAUAAAUUGCGUGUGGUCAUGGAGGCCGAAGCUGAGGCAGAAUCGAUUAAAAUACGUGGUGAGGCGGAAGCCUUUGCAAUCUCUGCCAAGGCCAAAGCUGAGGCUGAGCAAAUGGCUCAAAAAGCCGAAGCUUGGCGUGAAUACCGGGAAGCAGCUAUGGUUGAAAUGCUGCUAGACACUUUACCAAAGGUGGCCGCCGAAGUGGCUGCUCCGCUCUCACAGGCCAAAAAGAUUACAAUGGUGUCUAGUGGCCAAGGUGAAAUAGGCGCAGCCAAGCUGACUGGCGAGGUGUUACAAAUUGUCAAUAAAGUACCGGAGCUGGUUAAGAACAUUACUGGUGUCGAUAUUUCCAGGUCCGUGCAUGCUGGCUAAUCAAAAUCCAAAUCUCACAUAAAUCUGUCUGUACUCUCCAUAAAUGCCGCAAAAGCAACAAAAACAUAAACAAUUAAAACACAACAAUUUAAAACGAUCGAAUAUACAUAAAUUAUCCUUUUUUUUAUUGUAUUGUAUAUGUAAUGUUGUUUUUUUAACAACUCUAUGCGAAUCAACCAAUUUUUGCAAAUGUUUUGCACACAAAAAGAACAAAGAUAUUUUGUACUCAAUGUAAGAAUAAUAAACCAAAUAUACAUUCAUACAUACAAAUGUG
Scaptodrosophila lebanonensis is the source of this 1737-nucleotide messenger RNA. RefSeq names its product flotillin-1 (gene Flo1). The coding region runs from base 171 to 1463 and encodes 430 amino acids. Gene Ontology annotation, cellular component: plasma membrane. The record is from RefSeq and is a predicted model, not a curated record. The transcript is spliced from 8 exons. NCBI's taxonomy places the organism in Eukaryota, Metazoa, Arthropoda, Insecta, Diptera, Drosophilidae. Gene Ontology annotation, biological process: positive regulation of endocytosis; regulation of receptor internalization; protein kinase C signaling.